Colletotrichum higginsianum IMI 349063 is the source of this 3300-nucleotide messenger RNA. RefSeq names its product dihydroxyacid dehydratase. The transcript has a single exon. NCBI's taxonomy places the organism in Eukaryota, Fungi, Ascomycota, Sordariomycetes, Glomerellales, Glomerellaceae. The coding region runs from base 1 to 3300 and encodes 1099 amino acids. The record is from RefSeq and is a predicted model, not a curated record.
AUGGCGACCGACGAGGUCUUCGACCUGCUGUUUUUGACAGACGCCACCGCCUCCAUGCGCAGCUAUCUCCAGGCCCUGAACCAGUCUCUCCCCGAAAUCAUCCGCAUAUCCUCCCUCACAGACGCCUUCUCCCGCGUAGGAGUCAUGGCUUACCGUGAUUAUUCCACCGACAGUCUGACGGAGUGGUCUGGCUGGCACGCGGCUUCUGCUCGGGAAGCCAACGAGAACCCUGACUCCAUCUCGCAGGCCAAGCUACUGGAUAUGGCCGGCAAGAUUCGGGCAGAAUCCGGCUGGAGAAACAUCGAUUGGCCCGAGGCUGUAAAGUCGGGCCUCGCUCAUGCCUACAGCGUCAUGCGUCCAGAGGCCAUUACCAUCAUCGUCCUCUACGCCGACGCCCCUCCCCAUCUCCCGGGUACGGACACUAAGAACAGACGGAGGGAGAUUGACCACCUUUCCAACCCAGACACUUUCAAUGGCUGUGGAUCCCUAUUCACCGACUGGGUUUCCGGUGCCAAGACCCUCCGCGACGGCCAGAAGAAGGCCAGGGUCUUUCCACUCAUCCAGGGUGCCAUCGCCGACACCGUGGCCCCCUUCACCUAUCUAGCCCACGUCACGGGCGGCACCUGCUUCCAGCUGGCCAAUGCUCAUCCCGACAUCUCCACGGCCGACGCCAUUUCCCAGUUGACUACCGCCAUUCUCCUCACCUGGAUGGGCGUUGCGAAGCAGGGCGCCUCCGUCUCCGGACAACGCCGUUUUGCCCGCGUUUGCCAAUACCGAAAUGCCCAGGACCUGGAACAGCUCAAGAGCGAGGAGGAUAGAGCUGCCGAGGUCUUCUUUCCAGUUGAUCGCCAUGUCGAAGGCCCGGCCAAUGCCAAUAUUACCUAUGGACAUUUUACCCUCGAUGAGCUGCCCGAGGCUAUUGAGCCUCGCAAGACUCCACUUCUGGACUUCUCCAGACGCUAUCGUGUCGACGAGGGAUACCGCACUCUGGUUGCAAGUCAGCUCCAGUCCAUCAUCGAAGCCGACGUGGCCACCGUUGCCGUCAACCCUGUCUUCGGCAGCCUCUGGCGAGCGGCCUGCAACGAUCGAGACAACCCUGCCCGAGAUCAGCUAAUUUCGUCAUUCGGUUACCAUGUCGAUCGGAUAAAAGACCUCAACAAAAGGGCACAAAUGAAACUCUGGCUCGAGGAGUCAUACGAUUAUGCCGCUGAGGUCUUGGAAAUUAUAGGGACGGUACCCGAAAGCCAAAGGUUUCCGUGCGUCUUCAUGGACCCCACAGCAUCGUUCGAGGCCACCGACGACGGCGGCGUCAGCGAAGAGGGCAGAGAAGCCACCGGGCCUGCCUCUACGACAUUCACCCGGGAAGAGCUUCUGGAAAUCGGCCGAUCCUGCGACUACCGUGUUCUUCGACGUCUUGGAAAGGUGCUGACGCGCUUGACCUACGUCAACUCGGAGAAGGAAUUGCCGGUGCACAUCAAGGCGGCCGCGGUUGACCAAGUCACGAGAAUCCCGGUGGCUCUGGCGAACCCAGAGCAUCAGCGCAAAUUUUGGAAGAUUCUUUUGCACCUUGUACUUCCUGGGACAAUGUUGGCAGCCCGUCCUGCCGCUCUCCUCGCCGCACUCGCCCUGCGAAUGGGUAUCCAACCACUCCGAGAUGCCGCCGACCAGGAGCUCCUUGGCUUCACCGACAAAUGGAACAACCUCGACAUCCCCGAAACGUGGAAUGCCAGCUGCCUCUCGCUCCUGCUCGAUGCUGACGAGGAUUUUGAACGACGGGUUGCUGAGGGUGUGACCCCGCGCCCAGAUCCCGAGACUCGCAUCCUGCUAGAGGGAGACCGCCACCUCUUCAAGACUCUGGUUGACUACAAGCUCCUUGAGCUGAACCUGAACACCACCCUCCAGGCCAAGAUUGGGUGGUGUCCUGAGAAGUCAAAGGUUGCCGUUGGUCCUGUUGCGGUCUGUAAGGGCUGCAGGUUCCCACGUUCGGUCACUAUCAUGGGCAACGAUGGCAUCUGCGGCCUUUGCCCUCAGCAUGACCAUUGCAAGUGUUCAGUUUGCAAGCCAGCGGAUGACGCAGAUAUUCGUCUCUGCAACAACGUCAGCUACGAUGACACGGAGAACACCGAGGCCACCUGGGUCGAAUGCUUUACCCCGUCGUGCCGCGCACAGUAUGUCGUUUACAACCCAGAAACACUCAACGUCCGCGCCAAGUGCUACUACUGCCGACACGAAAACUCGCCCAAGGCUGAAAGCAAGACAGCUCCUUGUGUCGAGUGUACCCAGUGUUUGAACCGCGUCAUCUGGCCGAAGACGUAUCGCUCGGCAGACUUCGAUGUCUCGACCUUCAAGUGUUACGCCUGUGCGACGAAUCGAGUCACGGUAGUCAACCACGAGACUUCUGCCAAGGGGUUGAGCAACGAGAACGGAGACGCAUGGCUGCUACGUAAUGAAGGUUCUUUGAUCAAGGACCCUUUCAAUGGACGGUCUCUCUUCCACACCAUUUCCCAGGUCCCCGAGUCUCAACGAGCAGCGCUCACAACCGACGUUGAAGUCAUUCCGUCCGCCCAGCAGCAGCAGCCGAUCAAGCUUACCGUUCGCGGGAAGCCGGUGCACAACCCUGCUGACAUUGUCGAGUGCCUCAGUGGUUGGGUACGUUCCCGACGGACCGAGUCUGGCGUCUGCAGCCUCUGUUUCUCCAAUGUCAAAAAGACGGAUCUCCGUCGGGCUUGCGGCCGCAAAGGCUGUCAUCAGCAAGUUUGUAGCGGCUGCUCAAAGGACUGGUACGGUCUUAACACUCGGGGAACACUGAUCAACGCUGCAGCCCUAUGUUGCCCCUUCUGUCGGCGCCGGCCGACCGCCAAGACCGUUUCGCCCUUCGGCGUGUCUCACAUCGGCGACCUCAACACGGCGGUGGCGGACACGGAGUGGAUCUACGGAUGGUGCCAGGAUUGUGGGUUCGCUCGGAGAUAUGCUGAAAGAGUGUGCGCAGCUGGAGCCCCCGAGGUCUCGGGAUGGUCUUGCGAUGGGUGUAAGAAGGGCGGCAAGAUGCAGGUUCGAAACUGCCCUGGUUGCGGAACGCCGACGGAGAAGAUGGGAGGCUGCGGCCACAUUACUUGCACGGUCCCCGGAUGCUCUGCCCACUGGUGCUUCUUCUGCGGGGAGAACGUCGGGCUCGGAGACAUUUACGCGCACAUGAGCAGCGCCCACGGCGGCUACUGGGACACCGGGGGCGACGAAGAGGACGACCGAUACGAGAACGAAGAAGACGAAGGUGGCGAGAUGUACGACGAGUAUCAGUAG